Perognathus longimembris pacificus (Pacific pocket mouse) is the source of this 2281-nucleotide messenger RNA. It is a transcript of the gene Xpnpep3, whose product is annotated as X-prolyl aminopeptidase 3. Gene Ontology annotation, cellular component: mitochondrion. The transcript is spliced from 10 exons. The coding region runs from base 236 to 1651 and encodes 471 amino acids. Gene Ontology annotation, molecular function: manganese ion binding; metalloaminopeptidase activity. NCBI's taxonomy places the organism in Eukaryota, Metazoa, Chordata, Mammalia, Rodentia, Heteromyidae. The record is from RefSeq and is a predicted model, not a curated record.
GAUGUUUACUCCAGGCAGGAGACUGAUAACUCAGUAGGAGUUACAAACAAGUAAUUCAGUACAACAUAAUACUGACUCUGGUGGAAGGAACACUGGAUGCUAAGCAGUGCUUAUGAGAGGUUCCCUAGACUGGGUGUCAGGGAAGACUUCCUGGAGCACAUAGCCUAAUAAUGCAAGCUUUCUGAGUGACAAUGGAUGCAGGUUAUGUGUACAGCGAAGAUAUUCCCUCCAGCCGAUGCCCGAGAGAAGAAUUCCUAACCGAUACUUAGGCCAGCCCAGUCCUAUUACACACCCACACCUCCUCGGGCCAGGAGAAGUAACACCAGGACUGUCUCAGGUGGAAUACGCACUUCGCAGACACAAACUAAUGUCCCUGAUCCACAAGGAAACGGAAGGGCAGAGUGGAACAGAUCAGACAGUGGUUGUGCUUUCCAACCCUACAUACUAUAUGAGCAAUGACAUCCCUUACACUUUCCACCAAGACAACAACUUCCUGUACUUGUGCGGAUUCCAAGAGCCUGAUAGCAUACUGGUCCUUCAGAGUCUCCCUGGCAAGCAGUUGCCAUCGCAUAAGGCCAUUCUUUUUGUGCCUGGGAGAGACCCCAGUCGAGAACUUUGGGAUGGCCCACGAUCCGGCACAGAUGGAACAAUCGCCCUCACUGGAGUGGAUGAAGCUUAUACACGAGAGGAAUUUCAACACCUAUUGCCAAAACUGAAAGCUGAGAGCAAUACCGUGUGGUAUGACUGGAUGAAGCCUUCUCAUGCACAGCUCCAUGCUGACUACAUGCAGCAUCUAACCGAGGCCAAAGCCAGGAGUAAGAAUAAGGUUCGGGGUGUCCAGCAGCUGAUACAGCGCCUCCGGCUGAUGAAAUCUCCUGCAGAAAUUAAGAGAAUGCAGAUUGCUGGAAAGUUGACGUCACAGGCUUUCAUAGAGACCAUGUUUGCCAGCAAAGCCCCUGUGGAGGAAGCCUUUCUUUAUGCUAAGUUUGAAUUUGAAUGCCGGACUCGAGGAGCAGACAUCCUCGCUUACCCACCUGUGGUUGCUGGUGGUAAUCGCUCAAACACUUUGCACUACGUGAAAAAUAAUCAACUCAUCAAGGAUGGUGAAAUGGUGCUCCUGGAUGGAGGUUGUGAGUCUUGCUGCUAUGUAAGUGACAUCACGCGCACCUGGCCUGUCAAUGGCAGAUUCACCACACCUCAGGCAGAACUAUAUGAAGCUGUCCUAGAGAUCCAGCGAGGCUGUCUGAGCCUCUGCGUGCCUGGGACAAGCUUGGAGAAUAUCAACAGCUUGAUGCUGACACUGAUGGGUCAGAAGCUAAGAGAGUUGGGCAUUGUGAAGAGCAACAAGGAAAAUGCUUUCAAGGUUGCUCGAAAAUACUGCCCUCACCAUGUUGGCCAUUAUCUUGGGAUGGAUGUGCAUGAUACUCCAGAAAUGCCCCGUUCCCUCCCACUGAAACCUGGUAUGGUGAUCACAAUUGAGCCAGGUAUUUAUAUUCCGGAGGAUGACAGAGAUGCACCAGAGAAGUUCCGGGGGCUUGGUGUACGAAUUGAAGAUGAUGUAGUGGUGACCCAGGACUCACCUCUCAUCCUCUCUGCAGACUGUCCCAAAGAGAUAAGUGACAUCGAGCAGAUCUUCAGCAGGGCCUCUUGACUCCCACAGCAGCCUGAAAGCAUCUCAGGUUGGGGGGGGGGCAUGGCCUGGCACCCCUGCAUGAGCAUGGAGUGACUCGCUCUAUGUGUACACGUGUGUACACAUCCCAGAGGGAAGACAGCAGCACACCCGGCUUUUUCAUUUUUAGUAGGAAUCUGGGAAAGCAAACUUUGGAACUAUUUGUUACUGCAGUUUUACCAACAUUAAUUCUGUAGAACUAAUCUAAGUGAGUUUAAAAUUUUUAAACAGAAAAUAAGGUCUUAGUUACAUUUGUCCAUGCAUUCCAACUAACACUUUAAAUGCGUUAAGUUCUCUCUAGAUUCUUUCUUUUUUGUACUUAGAAUCACUUUUCUGAAAUCCAUUUAGUAUCAUAAAAUGCUUGUUUGAUGCCUACAUUUUGGAGCUAGUCACCAGGGUCUCUGCUAUGCUAAACACAGUCAGUGGAUUUUCCUUUACAUAUCUUCCUUCACUUCUGCAUGCUUCAACAAGAUUCGCGUAUCCACCAGAAUGCCACAGUCCAGAUUGCAGCAACACUAGCUAGCCAACAAAGCAGAUUGGGGCCUUUCUUGCCAUUGGUUGCCUAGUACCUGAAAAGCAUUAAGAUUCCUCGUAAGGAAGAAAUGAAAGAUU